CUGGCCUCUCCAUAACGGUUUUUCUUGGAUAGCUAGAAUUUUUGACAUAUACGUAUAAAAAUUAAAAUUUAUUAACCAAUUAAAUCUUAUUCUAGAAAUUAACGAAAACUUCACAAUGGCACUUUCAUUAAUACUCAGAAAUACGGCGAAAUUGAGAGGUAUUUCAAGUCCCCCGUUUCAUAGUUUCAGAAGAACCCAAAGCUUUUCUCAGUUGCUCAACAAUCGAAACCAAUUUCCACUAGUCGCAAAAACCAAAAUGAAUCUUGUUAAUGUUAUCAAUCAGACCAAAAGAAAUAUGUCGGCAGAUCAUAGCAAAUUAUGGCCGAUCGAAAAAGCUGUUUCAGUUUUGCUUAUAGGGAUUGCGCCUGCAACUUUUAUUUGUCCUAAUCCAAUUUUCGAUAAUUUAUUUGCUCUAACGACGGUUAUUCACUUCCAUUGGGGACUUGAAGCCGUCGUAGUUGAUUAUAUUAGGCCAGCCAUUUUGGGUCCAGUACUUCCAAAAUUGGCUUUAAUUUUGUUGUAUGUAGUUUCAGCAACUACACUUGGCAGCUUGUUGUACUACAACCAUAAUUCAGAGGGUAUUGGAAAAACUUUCCAAAAAUUGUGGGCAAUUCAAGAGUAAAUAACCAGUAUUUCUGUAAAUAUUUUGUUUGUUUUAACUAAAAUCCUAUUACUGUAAAAAAUGGUUUUAUUUAGAUUGAUUAUGUUAAUUUUUAAUCCUUAUUUUUGGUGUCAAUAAAAAGCAAUCCAAAAUAUUAAGCGCUAAAACUAACCAACACACUAAGUGCAGUGAAAAAAAGCAAGUAAAACUACUAAAAACAAUAUUACCUGUAUAUUCUAAUUUAAAACAGAUUAAAAAUU
Cylas formicarius (sweet potato weevil) is the source of this 861-nucleotide messenger RNA. RefSeq names its product succinate dehydrogenase [ubiquinone] cytochrome b small subunit, mitochondrial (gene SdhD). The transcript has 3 exons. Gene Ontology annotation, biological process: mitochondrial electron transport, succinate to ubiquinone; tricarboxylic acid cycle. The record is from RefSeq and is a predicted model, not a curated record. The coding region runs from base 116 to 622 and encodes 168 amino acids. Gene Ontology annotation, molecular function: heme binding; ubiquinone binding. Gene Ontology annotation, cellular component: mitochondrial envelope; membrane. NCBI's taxonomy places the organism in Eukaryota, Metazoa, Arthropoda, Insecta, Coleoptera, Brentidae.